Messenger RNA from Aethalodelphis obliquidens (Pacific white-sided dolphin), 1746 nucleotides. It is a transcript of the gene CUNH10orf143, whose product is annotated as chromosome unknown C10orf143 homolog. The transcript has 4 exons. NCBI's taxonomy places the organism in Eukaryota, Metazoa, Chordata, Mammalia, Artiodactyla, Delphinidae. Bases 80 to 544 code for a protein of 154 amino acids. The record is from RefSeq and is a predicted model, not a curated record.
GUCGCGGCAGCGUGGGCCGGCGGCGGCACCUUGCAGCCUGUGGGCAUGAGAGGCUGGGCGGCCUCGGGCCUGGGCCCGCAUGGACCCCCUGGCGCUGGGCCGGUGGCGACGGCGGAGGCCAGAGGAGCUGCAGGUUCCGGGGGACGCGAAACGGGCAUGCAGGAGAUUAGAAGCAGCAGCGCAGGAGUGGGGCUGCCCCCAGGUGAAGGUGCGCGUGCCCACAUCCUGGGGCAGCAAGGAGCCCGAGUCAUCAGAUGCCCAGCCCAGAGGCCACCUCCCUGCACCGAGGCCAGACGGUGGCCAGGGGCGACCAAGCGUGGGGGUUCCUCAGGACGGUGGAAAGAGCUGGGCCCAGCCUUGCCCAAGAUGCAUUGCGGGGGAGUCUCUUGCCUGGAUUUUGUGGAUUAGUGAUGUUUAUAUGUCAUGGAUGAUGCCAGGUCCCUGUGCCAUUGUCCCCCGUCCAGGCACGCUGGCUCGGCCGUCAGCUGCCGGCCCAGGGCGCCCCUCCAUCCCUGUCUACCCGGCCCCCCUCCCAGAGCCCUGAGGGAGGCUGGCCUUGGAGGGCAAGGGUGCGAGGUUUUCUCGGGCCCAAGUGGAGUCGAGGACGGUGCUUCACUCGGCGGUGCCCCAGAGCUGGGCAGGGUUCCCUGGCACCCAGGGGGGUUCAGUGAAUAUUCACAGAGUCGAUUGGAACCAAUUUUUAAUGAACUUCAGGAGCCCAGCCACCACCAGGCCAGCAGCGUGCUCAGCCAGCGGGGCUGGGGGCGGCCCACCGAGGACCCUCGGCUCGUGGUCCUGCUGCCACAUCCUGCAGGGCUCCGACCUCGCAGCCACGUCCACCACCUGCUUCCCGCUGCAGACCCUGCCCUCAGCCCUAAGUGUCACCCGUGUUGCCAGUGAUUCUCUCCUGGGUGGAAAAGCGACGCGUGUGCGCCGCAGGUAGGCUGAAAAGAGAACACGUGGCGAUGAGGUUAAAAUCACUCAGUGUAUCACCGAGGGAUAGUCCCUUUCUAAAUGUGACAGGAUUUCCUUGUUCUCUGCUUUGAUUCCCAACAAUGCGCAACAGAAUUUCUUGGUUUCCAUUUAACAUUUUAAAUGUUUCCCUGACUUUCUAACUCUAAAUGAGAAGAGCUCCAAGUCUAAACCCCAGGCGCAGCCUCCCAGGAGUGGAAGCGGCACUUACUCCACGUGGCUUCAGGAGGAGUUGUCACUUUGGCAGCAAACCCUACGAACAAAAUGACCGUAAAGUCGGACACCACCUUGGUGGCCGCGAGCGAGCCGGGCCGCCCAGCCCAGGACCCGCCCCAGCCCCCGAGUGGAGAGGCCUGGACCUGCCUGCCCGGUGUCUUAGAGAGUCGCUGUCCUGCCCGGAUGACACGCUGUGCCCCGGGAAGGCACCGUGUGGAGCUCGGAUUCUAACAUGAAGACCGAGCCCAGCGGAGGAAAGGGGACCCGCCCGAGCUGGACCUCCUACCCGCCAGGUGGCAUGGCCAUCCUCCCCAGUCUCAGAGGUGGGAGUGUCCAAGCCCUGCCCGGCACCAGGACGCCUGCUCAUCCCCCAUCCCCUCGGCAGCGUGAUUUCCCCAAGCGUUGGGAUCAAACACGUGAAGGAUGCAUGAGCGAGCCCAAGCCCGACCUCGUACCCACCCUGGCCACCCUCGGGGACACACCUGGGACAGUGCUGAGGGCUGGAGCCCCCCAGUUCCAGGGGCCUCGCUGUAUGUUCCAGGGCCUCUGCAUUAGUAA